ACGGCGGCAAACACUGAAGGGAUCCCCUUCAGUGUUGAUGUUGAGGUGGGAACCUCUUCCUCAAGAAGAUAUGUUUCCAUUUAUGAGGCAAAUCUGUCUUACUAUAACAAGUUUGGCAGAGUGAUGGUCAUGUUUGACACAGCAAAUAACACGUGGCAUUGCCAUUGUGUUAAAGCCAAACAGGCCUGUGUCCACAAGGCCAUUGCGAAAUGGCACUUUUUCCAGACAAGAAAGGAGCUCUUCACGGGAGAUGAGAGCGAGGAUACUCAAGAUAGUCAGGGCUCUGAAGACAAGGUGGAAACUGUCACCUCAAGCGAUUUUCAGUAUCCCCCUCGAGAUCAGGAUUUGGGGAGAAUUGUUAGGUACAUUCACAACAAGAAAAGGCUUUCUGCAGACUUGCCUGCAAAUGUGUAUGGGUUGACAAGUGAGUCAGACGUGCCUAAACAUCUGAUGCCCAAAGAGUGUGUUUGUCCUGAAUGUCCUGGUGAUCUUCCCCUUGGUGAACCCCUGAUCAUCAGCAAAUCAGCAAAAAUCAUUACUGUCAAGAGAAUCAUCGAGGGUGUGACAACUUAUGGGAAAAAAUGCAGUAGAUGUGGAAUGAUGGUGCGAUACCAGGAAUGGGAGGAUGGCUUACAUAACUUUAAUGACAAAGUCAUUCUAACCCUCCAUUUUUGCCUGCAUCUACGGAACUGCCUCCAGGUCAAAUGUUAA
Molecule: messenger RNA, 711 nt
Organism: Rhinichthys klamathensis goyatoka
Lineage: Eukaryota; Metazoa; Chordata; Actinopteri; Cypriniformes; Leuciscidae
Exons: 2
Source: RefSeq, a predicted model, not a curated record